AUGUCACAAUCUGCUUUAAGAUAUAAAAAUGAUGCUAAACGUGGUAUUAAAUAUACUUUAAUGAUUACUGGUGCUUCAGGUACAGGUAAAACUACAUUUAUAAAUUCAUUAUUAGAUACAAAUUUAUUACCUCAUAGAUAUCAACCAAUUGGUUCUUCAAUAGAUGAACCUACUUUACUUUCAUAUAUUGGUGAUUUUAAUUAUCAUUCAAGAGAAUUUAAUCCUUUAAAAGAAUAUAAUGAAUCAACAAUUGCAAUAACUUCAAGUAAAAUUGAAAUUUUGGAUGAUGAUGGAUCUAAAAUCUUAUUAAAUGUUAUUGAUACCCCUGGAUUUGGUGAUAAUACUGAUAAUGAAGUUUGUUAUACAGAAAUUGUAUCAUAUUUAGAACAACAAUUUGAUCAUGUUCUUGCUGAGGAAACUAGAAUAAGAAGAGAUCCAAAAUUUGAAGAUACAAGAGUUCAUAUAUGUCUUUAUUUCUUAGAACCUACAGGUCAUGGAUUAAGAGAAAUUGAUGUUGAAUGUAUUAAAAAAAUGUCAAAAUUUGUUAAUGUCUUACCAGUUAUAAGUAAAAGUGAUUCAUUUACUCAAACUGAAUUACAAGGUUUUAAAAAAAAUAUCUUGUAUGAUAUUAAAAAAUUUAAUGUUCCAAUAUUUGAAUUUAAUUACGAUGAAGAUGAAGAUGAUUUAGAAACAAUUGAAGAAAAUAAAUUAUUAAGAUCUUUACAACCUUUUGCUAUAAUGGGUUCAAAGGAAAAAUAUGAAAUUGAUGGCCAGUUAAAAUUUGCAAGAAAAUAUCCUUGGGGUAUAAUUGAUAUUGAAGAAAGUUCAGAUUUUAUAAAAUUGAAAAAUGUAUUAUUUGGUUCUCAUUUACAAGAUUUUAAAGAUUUAACAACAAAUUUCCUUUAUGAAAAUUAUAGAUCAGAAAAAUUAUCUUCAGUUACUGAAAAAGAAGAAGAAAAAUUUAAUGGUGAUGUAUCUACAGCAUUUGAUGUUAAUAAUCCUUCAUUAUCUAACUUGGCAGCAUUAACAUUAGAUGAUAAACAUAAAGAUAUUGAUUUAGAUAAUAAUUCUGAUAAAGAAUCAAUUAGAACUCCAUCAAUGAAAUCAACUGGAUCAUUUUCCAACGGUCCAAGACCUGAUGUUAAAACUUCUCCAUAUAAAGAAGUUCGUGAUUCUAUUAAAAAUGAAAAUGAAUCAAUAAUAUCUUCAAUUAAAAAUUCACCAAGAAUGCCAUAUUCACCAGAACCAAGUAGAAAUCAAUUAAGAACAAUAAGUGAAACAGUUCCAUAUGUCUUGAAACAUGAACGUAUUAUAUCAAGACAAGCUAAAUUACAAGAAUUAGAAGAAAGAUCUGCAAGAGAAUUAGCAAUUAGAGCUGCAGCAUUAGAAAAAAAAGCUGCAGAAUUGAAAAGAAGAGAAAGAAUGCUUAAAGGUGGUGGAUUUGGUAUUAAUAUUAAAAAGGAAAGUACAUCAACUGAUUUAUCUUCAAUUAUAAAUCAAUCACCAUAA
Molecule: messenger RNA, 1509 nt
Organism: Hansenula ciferrii
Lineage: Eukaryota; Fungi; Ascomycota; Saccharomycetes; Phaffomycetales; Wickerhamomycetaceae
Gene: SHS1
Product: septin SHS1
Exons: 1
Coding region: 1-1509 (502 amino acids)
Biological process (GO): division septum assembly; cellular bud neck septin ring organization; cytoskeleton-dependent cytokinesis
Cellular component (GO): septin ring; cell division site; cytosol
Molecular function (GO): GTPase activity; molecular adaptor activity; GTP binding
Source: RefSeq, a predicted model, not a curated record